This is a messenger RNA of Entrophospora candida, 813 nucleotides long. The record is from the annotation of a GenBank genome assembly. NCBI's taxonomy places the organism in Eukaryota, Fungi, Glomeromycota, Glomeromycetes, Entrophosporales, Entrophosporaceae.
AUGGAGGAAUCAAACGUUCAACCAGUUAGAUGUCCAGUAACGGUUUGUGGUGAUAUCCAUGGGCAAUUUCAUGAUCUAAUGGAACUAUUCCGUAUUGGUGGAAAUUCACCGGAUACCAAUUACCUUUUUAUGGGUGAUUAUGUAGACCGUGGUUAUUAUUCUGUUGAGACUGUUACCCUACUUGUUGCUCUAAAAGUUAGAUAUAGGGAUCGUGUUACUAUUUUACGAGGAAAUCAUGAAUCAAGGCAAAUUACCCAAGUAUAUGGUUUCUAUGAUGAGUGUUUAAGAAAAUACGGUAAUGCCAAUGUCUGGAAAUUCUUUACAGAUCUAUUUGAUUAUUUACCUUUGACUGCGCUAAUUGAUGAACAGAUCUUUUGUCUUCAUGGUGGUCUAUCUCCGUCUAUUGAUACCUUGGACCACAUCAGGUCUUUGGAUAGGAUCCAAGAAGUUCCUCAUGAAGGCCCAAUGUGUGAUUUACUAUGGUCUGAUCCAGAUGAUCGUUGUGGUUGGGGAAUUUCUCCCAGAGGUGCUGGCUAUACCUUUGGACAAGAUAUAUCAGAGGCAUUUAAUCAUAAUAAUGGCUUAACAUUAAUUGCUAGAGCUCAUCAAUUGGUCAUGGAGGGAUAUAAUUGGUCGCAAGAUAAAAAUGUAGUCACAAUUUUUAGUGCUCCUAAUUAUUGUUAUCGUUGUGGCAAUCAAGCUGCAAUCAUGGAAAUAGAUGAACAUUUGAAAUAUACGUUUUUGCAAUUUGAUCCUGCACCAAGAAAAGGCGAACCACACGUAACUCGUAGAACACCAGAUUAUUUCUUGUAA